GAAGGAUGGUGCUCCCAUUGUUUUUGUGUUGAAAUCUAUGGUAUAUACCUGAACUUAAACCUUAUAUAACCGCAUAGAAGUUGCCGUUUUAAAAUAAGCGCUGUAGAAGGGAACGUCGAGCAGCGACAGCUUCACUGCAGUGCAGUUUCACUGGCCAACCAGUAGCCAGCUAGCUAAGUUCUGUAGCUACACUUCAGGAAAUAUGGAUGAGGUGAUGAUACAAGUUCACGGUAGUACAUCGCACCCCCUUUCCAUGGGCCCGUAACCAUGUCCACAGAUGACAGUAUAUCUGAGGACGUGUCCACCUCCGGUGCUCUGAGCCACUGCCAUGCCAGUGCGGAUGGGGAUGGAGGCAAGGAGAGCGAGAUCUCCUGCGUGUCGUCCGAGGGGACGUCGGCCUCCUGCCUUGCUGGACUGGAGGACGGACACACCCGUCAUCCCAAAUCAUCAGAAAGAGGCGAAGUGGGGAGUCGGCCCAUGAACAUCUCACCAGCAUGCGACAAGAUAAGGAGUCUGUGUCUGAGCACAGAGGAGGCGUUCGACCAGGGGAAGAGCCUGCCCUUCAUCAACCCCAGCUCCCUGGAGACCCUCCGAGCUCUGGUGCAGGAGAUCCAGAACAGCGGAGAGACGGACCCAGAGAUGUGGAAGGACUGUGAGGGGCGAUGGCUGCAUCUGUUCCAGCUGGUCGAGAAGCAAUACCAAGAGCAAAUACUUGCUCAGCAAGGACAAUACCAGUGCCAAAUACAGUUGAUUCAGGACGAGAUCAAAGCUCUGGUUCAACUCCAGAACCGCCAGCCCCACUCAGAGUUCUCCCCCACUUCUGCCACCAACACCACCAUCACCCACGCCGUCGCCACCCCCACCCCCACCAAGGACCUCAAGCUGACCCUCGCCUCCGACCCCCUGCCCGCCCCCUCGGCACACCCACCCCACGGCAGGACCGUCUCCCAGGGCCCGGGCCCGGCCCCCCUCCCCCAGAGAUCGGGGGGGGGCACGGAGGCUGUCACCCCGGCGGCGUCCUUCCAGGAGCGGCCCGUCACCGUGCUGAGCAGCGGAUACGGGACCCUGAGUGCCUGGGAGACGGGGCCCCACCAGACCAGCAGGGGCCCGGGGGGGGGGCAGGAGGAGGAGCUGGAGGAGGAGGAGGUGGAGCAGGAGGAGGUGGAGGAGUUGGAGGAUGGCUGCAGGGGGAACCAGCAGCGGGGAGAGAUGGAGAAAGAGGAGCACCGCUGGUCCUCCUCCCUCCAGGGAGACGGCGCAGAGCGGAGCGCGCCGGUGUGCCACCGGGGUUCGUCCAAUCACGGACGGACGUAUUCCCAAGCUAAAGAACCUGGUCCGUCGUCAUGCCAACAGCCGCAGCACGGCGGCACCAACCAGCACUUGACCUCCUGGGCAAAGCAGCAGAAACUGAGGCCCAGGAAGGACAAGACAGGAACGGCCUCCUCCCAGGGCCAGGAGUCCCAGGAGCCCCCAGAGAGCCCCAGAGAAAGCCCCAGAGACGGCCUGUCAGAGCACAUCCCCCUCCAGGACCAGUACCAGCCGGGGGGAGCCUCCACCUCCGUCUUCCCCUUGAGGAGGAGCAACAGCCUGAUGUCCGAGUCCUCAGGGCUGACCUACUGGCGUCUCAAUGAGUGUGACCUGUACCACCCGCUCCCAGACAGCCUGGACAGCGGGGCGUUCCUCUUCCUGCAGGAGGACACCAGUGCUACCCCCCCACCAGAGACCCAGUUGUCCCUGAAGGAGAUCUAUCGGAGCAAGCAGAAAGCUGCAUUAAAAUGUACAGACUGGGAUGGUUCACAGUCUUCUGGUCCUUUGUCACCCCAGGCGGGCGGGGCCUCGGACCCAGCCGCCCUCACGCGACAGUCGGACCGGACCUCGGGCUUCACCUCGCCCUCCCACUUCAGCAGCCCCUCCUACCAGAACCAAACGCACCCCCCGGGCCAGAGGGGUCCCGGGACCCCCGCCACGCCCGACAGCAUGGCCGGCCUGGGAAACCUGUCGGGCCCGUCCAGCACCUCCAGCGGCCUCCAGUCCGCGACGCCUCCCCCCAACACGGUGCAGGGCUCCUGGGGAAGCCCGGCCGGCCCCGGCCCCCCUGCCUCCGGGGGCAAGGCCCCGCCCGCUUUCUUCCUGACCGGGCGACAGAGCGGCCACCGAGCAAGCGAGGAGGAGGAGGGCAGCCACACGCACACCCACACCAGCACCCUGAAGCCAGGCUCCGCCUCCACGGAGAGCCCCCUCGGGCCCCUGGGGCCCCCGGGGCCCCGUGCGGACAGGGCGUCGCCGCUGGACGACCCCGUCGUGCUGUCACUUCUGAGGCAGAACCUGAGAGAGAAACACGCCCGCCACGUGGCCGACCUGAAGGCCUACUACGAGUCUGAGAUCCAGAGCCUCAGGGACAAACUGGGCCUUGCACAGCUGCCCCCAGACCUUGAGAAGAGCAACCGCGCUCUGGAACUAAGAUGUAAUCAACUUGAGAAGGCACUUUCCGAAGCAAACCAUCGCAUCCAUGAGGUGGAGGCCAGAAACAACUACCUGGAGAAGAAACUGGCUGAUUGGCCGGAGAGGUACGCGGUGGCCGGCGCCACGGUGGCGUCCCUCCAGCAGCGUCUGGAGGACAGCAAGCGCUGGGGCGGCGAGAAGGACGCCCUGGCCUCCCGCCUCAAGGCCCGCGUGCGGCAGCUGGAGGAGUCCCUGCAGACCGCCGUCAGGGAGAAGGAGGAGAAGGAGGCGCAGAGGGAGCGCGAGUACAAGAUGCUGCAGGAUCUGCUUGGGGAGUAUGACAUGCUGAGGAAGGACUACGACGGAGCAAAGGACAACCUUUUGGGAACAGAGAACAAGCUUGUGGACUCCCUUGAGCAGAUAUCUGAACUGAACAGGGCGAUCAGUAAACUGGAGUCUCAGGUGAAGCAGCUGGAGCACGAGAACCAAGCCAGGCAACGGCUCGUCUCCCACGGCAACACACAGCCCUCCGGAGCAGGCCUCUACCACCACCCAGACCUGCUGCUGUCCUCCAGUACCGCCAAGACGGAGAGCAGCCCCUCCCACCGCCGGGCCCCUGCUCCCACGGCCGACCAGCCCACCGGAGGCUGCCAGUCUCCCUUCCCCCAGACCAGCCAGAGGAGGAGCCCCUGUCCCCAGACCUCCGGCCAGAGAGGGUCCCCCGGUCCCCAGCCCACCCAGCCCAAAAGCCAGAGGAGGUCCUCUCGUCCCCAGACCACCCAGACGACCCCGCCCAGCGGCCAGAGGAGGUCCCCCUGUCCCCAGACACCCCAUGUCGCCCCGCCAAACGGCCAUAGGAGGUCCCCCUGUCCCCAGACCGCCCAGACCGCCCAGCCCAACCAGCCCACCAUCCAGAGGAGUUCCCCCAGUCCCCAGAACGACCCCCCAGCCCUGCCCGGAGGUCCUGCAGAGGGCCCUUCAAAGGGGGCCGGCUGGAGGAGUUUGUCUCUCCCGGAACGCGACCUGUCCCGGCCUCCGUCACGGCAGCAGCCUCAAGUUCAUCAGGAGCCCAGCGGAGGGGCAUGGGACCUGGGCAGGAGAGAGAGCCAGAGCCCCCUGACCCCCGUGAUGAGGGCCCUGAUGGAGCUGGAGGAGACCAGGGCCACACAGAGCCGGGCCCCCUGGGUGGACAACCCGAGGUCCACUAUGGGCUUCAUGGAGCGACGGCACAAAGAGCCCGUCCAGGACUGGGUCUUUGGGCGCCCCGAAGACAACCUGGACAUCUCUAAAGCCCGGACCGGAUUCGUCCACGUAGCGGAGCGGGACGGCUCAGGAUCCGGAUCUGGAGCCACUCGUGCCGGAGCCGAAAGGGCGGUGGCGCUGCUCAGAGCCCAGAGGAGUCUGUCUCCGGAGGGGCACCGGUCCUCGUCCCUCCCCCCAGCGGCCCACCGUACCGCGCCCCCCCCGUCCACGCCCACGAAGAGAGAGACCCUGCUCCUCCCACGCUCGGCCAUGUCCAGCCCCAAGCGCUGUCCCACCGAGAACUACUCCACCGCCUUCAGCCACAUGUUGCCACGGCAACAGCACCUGCAGGACAGGCUGGAUGGCGAGAAGGACCCCAGACGCCACUCCUUCCACAACUCCAGUCCCAGAAAGAGACUGCAGUUCUCAGAACCAAAUGAACAGGAUGGGCAAGGGUCCCCUGGCAGCGCGCACCCCACCGCGGGAGCCUCUCAGCGGGGCUGGGAGGAGGCGGGGCGCCCCGCUCUGCUGGAGGUCCCUGGCGGCUCGUCUCCUCUGCAGGACAGAGUGCACACGCUGGCCGAGGCGGAGCGGCUGUUCGAUGAGCUGACGCAAGAGAAGCUGCAGAUUGAAGCAGCCCUGAGCAGACUACCAGGAUCAGGUGGUAGAGUGAGUUUGCAGAACCGCUUAGAUGAGGUGGCCUUAGAGAAACGUCUGGAGACGUUGAAUCGGGAUCUGGGAUCCAUUCGUAUGACUCUGAAGAGGUUCCACGUCCUCCGCUCCUCUGCCAACAACUAGCAAUGUCUUGUUUUUAAAAUGCCAUCCUGAAGAGAGGGCAUUUUAGUGACUUGGUUUUUAUAUGCACCACUGAUUGUCUUUCUUUUACUUGACGUAUUUUAGUCCAUGUGUAAAAAAAACAUCCAUGGGAUAUUUUGUACGAUUUAUUUACUCUGGGAAAAUGUUUUUAUAUGUUGGAAAGACCUCACAACUUUUCGGAGUAUAUUUUGGUAAUGCAAAGAUUUAUAAAGCCUUUUACUUUUUUAGAUAAAAAUUAUAAUAUUAUAUAAGUCUUCAAUUUCCAUGUUCAGGUUAAUGUGGGUUUUUGAAUCUGAUAUUUUAAUGUAAAUUUGAUGACCAUCCAUAGAAGGAAAGUUUCACUGCCAUUUCGUAUUUCUGUUUGAGCUUGUUUUUAAAGUACAUUUUCACUUGACAUUGUUUUUACCUGAGCCCAGUCGAUUUCUGGUGUUUUUUAAUCUUCAUCUUGAAAUUACACGACUUGAACGAAACUCUUAGCCUUUAUUAAAUGGCAUUUUAAUUGCUUUUCCUACUGUAAGAUGUUAAUGCCUGAUUAUAAACUGCUUGUGAAAUCCAAACCAGCAAUAUUGUCAACAAACUGAAAUACCCUUCUCACAAUGCUUAUGUAUGGCACUUUCAAUUUAUUUAGUCAUUCCAUCUCGACCCGUCUGCAAUGACCUCACUGAUAUGAAUCCCACUGGAACUGUUCUUAUUGCACAAUUAAAAAAUAAGCUUUUUGAUAC
This is a messenger RNA of Gadus morhua (Atlantic cod), 5222 nucleotides long. RefSeq names its product M-phase phosphoprotein 9 (gene mphosph9). Gene Ontology annotation, cellular component: centriole. The record is from RefSeq and is a predicted model, not a curated record. Lineage: Eukaryota; Metazoa; Chordata; Actinopteri; Gadiformes; Gadidae. The transcript is spliced from 25 exons. Bases 268 to 4482 code for a protein of 1404 amino acids.